AUGCAGAUGGGUCAGAACAUUCUGAACAGCAGCUCCAUGCCCUCCUCGUUCCUCCUGAUGGCCACGCCUGGACUAGAAGAUCCUUACGCCUGGAUCUCCAUCCCGCUCUGUCUCCUGUUCCUCACCUCCUUUGUGGGUAAUGGGCUGGUCCUCCUUGUGAUCAGUCAAGAAGUUAGACUUCACCAGCCCAUGUACUUGUUCCUGUCCAUGUUAGCCAUCACUGACCUCUUAUUCUCGCUGUCCACGAGCCCGUCUGUCCUGGGAGUCUAUUGGUUUAACUCUCGGAAGGUGAGGUCCCAACUGUGCCUCUUCCAGAUGUUCCUCAUGCACUCUCUCUCUGUCAUUGAGUCUGCUCUCCUCGUAGCAAUGGCUUUCGACCGCUUUGUGGCCAUCUGUCAUCCCCUGAGAUACACGGCCAUCCUCACCAAUCCAGCCGUAGGCAAGAUGGGUCUGGCCUCAGCGAUACGAGGGACGUUAAUCCACCUGCCGCCGGUCGCGAGCCUCAAACUUCUGCCAUAUUGUCACGGUAACGCUUUGUCCCAUUCGUACUGCUUGCACCAGGAUGUCAUGAAACUGGCCUGUGAAGGGACCAACAUCUUCAACAUCACCUACGGUUUGGCGGUCAUAAUAUGCACGGUUACUCUGGAUUUAGUUCUGAUUGUACUUUCUUAUCUGUUGAUCAUCAGAGCGGUGCUGAGUAUCACCUCGGAGACGGAGCGUUACAAGUCGUUCAACACAUGCGUGUCCCACCUGUGUGCUGUCUUCCUCUUCUAUGUCCCCAUGGUAGCCCUGUCCAUGAUUCACAGGUUUGGGAUAGACGUUCCUCCUCUCUUUACCAGUUUCAUGGCUAAUCUCUACCUCUUUGCCCCACCGAUGCUCAACCCGAUCAUUUACAGCAUCAAAAGCAAGCAGAUCCGCAGAGGCUUCUACAAGUUUUUUCACCCCACGAGAGAGACGCCUCUGAAUCCGUGA
Spea bombifrons (plains spadefoot toad) is the source of this 972-nucleotide messenger RNA. RefSeq names its product olfactory receptor 51G2-like. Bases 1 to 972 code for a protein of 323 amino acids. The record is from RefSeq and is a predicted model, not a curated record. NCBI's taxonomy places the organism in Eukaryota, Metazoa, Chordata, Amphibia, Anura, Pelobatidae. Gene Ontology annotation, biological process: G protein-coupled receptor signaling pathway. Gene Ontology annotation, cellular component: membrane. Gene Ontology annotation, molecular function: olfactory receptor activity; G protein-coupled receptor activity. The transcript has a single exon.